AUGGACGAUUAUAUGCCGUCCCGGUACCAGCCGCUCGGGCGCAUCGGCGAGGGUGUGCACGGUAUCGUCGUAAAGGCCCGGGAUCUGCAGUGCGAUGACAAGAUAGUGGCCAUCAAGAAGCUAUCGCUGCGGACAAAGUUUGGCGUCGUUUCGCUCAACACGGUCCGGGAGAUUCGCGCCCUGCAGCACUGCCGCUGCGAUAACGUGCUGGAGCUGCUCGAUAUGUACCCGGAUCUAACCGGUAUCUCGCUGGUGUUCGAGUACAUGCCGCACACGCUGUACAGCAAGCUGAAGGACGACGAGAACCCAUUGUCGCGGGCCACGGUACGCCGCUACACCGGCAUGCUGCUGAAGGGGCUCGCUUACCUGCACGGGCUGCGGUUGAUGCACCGGGACAUUAAACCGGCCAACCUGCUGAUCGACCGGCACGAUGUGCUGAAGAUAGCGGACUUUGGGUUGGCGCGCAUCUACAGCGGAUCCGUGUCGGCGUCGUCGCCGGCGUCGCUGUCGGCGUCGUUGUCGUCGGCGUCGCUGUCGUCGCCACCGAAACCGUACUCGCCGCAGGUCGCAACACGCUGGUACCGGGCACCGGAGAUACUGUGGGGUUGCCAGCAGUACGGGCCCCCCGUCGAUCUGUGGGCCAGUGGGGCGGUGUUUGCGGAGAUGCUGCGCGGUGUACCACUGUUUGCCGGGGCGACCGACAUCGAGCAGCUGGCCCUCGUCGUCCGGACGCUCGGGACGCCCAACCUCAAGGAUUGGCCCGAAGUGCGAAGCCUUCCGGAUUAUAACAAAAUCCGCUUCCCGAACGCGCGCGGCGAACGCUGGGAGGACAUCUUUCCGAGCUGCACCACCCGCGACGAGCUCGGUCUCGUCGAUGCGCUGGUGCGGUAUAAUCCUGCUAAGCGCCUCACCGCGGAAGAGGCAUUACUUCAUCCUUACUUCAGCGAUGCGGUGGUGAGUGAAAAUUAA
Molecule: messenger RNA, 969 nt
Organism: Anopheles darlingi
Lineage: Eukaryota; Metazoa; Arthropoda; Insecta; Diptera; Culicidae
Product: cyclin-dependent kinase 20
Exons: 3
Coding region: 1-969 (322 amino acids)
Biological process (GO): protein phosphorylation
Cellular component (GO): nucleus
Molecular function (GO): ATP binding; cyclin-dependent protein serine/threonine kinase activity
Source: RefSeq, a predicted model, not a curated record